AUGUAAUAUAUAUUAAGACCUGCUACCUCCCGCUCUCGCCCGGCUGGAACAAGAAGAUUUCCAUCUAGCAGACAGGUACCCUGCCGUUCCGUAACCGCUUACCGUCAAUUCUGUGGUGUCUUGCGCUCGCUGGCUGUUCAGGACACAUUUAACGCCGACAUCAUGUCAAAGAAUAUUAUCACCGUGUUCGGCGCCACCGGAAAACAAGGCGGCAGCGUCGUCGACAUCUUUCUCAAUGAUCCCAAACUCAAGAACGACUGGACCGUCCGUGCUGUGACUCGUGAUACCUCUUCAGACCGUGCCAAGGCUUUGGCUCCCAAGGGCGUCGAAGUGGUAGCUGCCGACCUCGAGGACAAAGAUUCACUGGUCAAGGCUGUGACGGGAGCUUCAGCCGUGUUCGGAGUGACAAACUACUGGGAGAAACUGGACAAGAACAUCGAAAUCCAGCAGGGCAAGAACCUCGCUGACGCUUCCAAGGAAGCGGGUGUCGACCACUUCGUCUGGAGUUCCCUCCCUCACGUCGAAAAACUCACCAACGGCACGCUUCCGAACGUCUACCACUUUGAUUCCAAGGCGGAGGUGGAGGAGUACGCCCGCAAACUCGGCAUCCCGGUGUCCUUCUUCCAUGCAGGCUUCUACAUGAGUAACCUGUCCGAGGGCAUGAUCGCGAAGGCCGAAGACCGAGGCGGGGCAUGGACCCUACGGUUCCCCUUCGACGGCAACACGCCAAUCCCGCUCUUCGAAGCGGCGACAGACACGGGCAAGUUCAUCAAGGGCAUGGUGCUCCACCGUGACGCCGUGCUCGGGAAACAGAUCCUCGGAGCUACGGCGUACGUAACUCCCGACGAGAUCAUCGCGACCUUCCGAGAGCUGUUCCCCGAGGCUGGCGCCAACGUGGCGUACCAGGAGGUUGCACCGGAGGUGGCCAAGCAGGCUUUUCCGGGGCCGGAGUUUGUGAAGCUCGAGAUGCUGGAGACCCUGCUUCUGAUAGGGCGGUAUGGGUAUUACGGCGGUGCUGGGUUGGAGGAGAGUCAUGCCAUCGUGGAGGACAAGUUGACGACGUGGAAUGAGUAUGCGAAGCAGGCGCCAGGAUUUAAGGACCUAAAGUAGUCGACUCGAUGUUGUCUGAUAGGCAUGUCUUGGAGUUCGCUUGAUGGAAGAGCGAACUCGGGGAUGUGGGCUCGUUCAAUAUCUGGUCGACCUCUCAAUGUUUGUCGACGUUCACUCACUGCAUUUUUACGAAGUCCGUUCGUCAUUACCUUAGGUACAGUGGUCUGACAAAAGGACCGAAGCACUUUCCAUAAUCGC
Messenger RNA from Sodiomyces alkalinus F11, 1308 nucleotides. Its product is annotated as NmrA-like family protein. Bases 163 to 1110 code for a protein of 315 amino acids. The transcript is spliced from 3 exons. The record is from RefSeq and is a predicted model, not a curated record. NCBI's taxonomy places the organism in Eukaryota, Fungi, Ascomycota, Sordariomycetes, Glomerellales, Plectosphaerellaceae.